AUGCCGGCCUACAACUCCAUCUUCAACGCGGAUCCCAAUCCGCCGCGGCUGGUUGGCAACUUCCCAUUGCUGCCACUGCGCACCAAGACCCGUGGUCCCGCAUACACGCUGCCGAUUCCCUCCCCCCCUCUACCGGCCAACGAGUCCCCGGAUCCGGAUUCCGACAGCUACGACAUCCUGGACGAAGUGCUCGCCCUCUUCCGCGCCAACACAUUCUUCAGGAACUUUGAGAUCCAAGGCCCGGCAGACCGCCUGCUGGUCUACGGCAUCUGGUUUGUCAGUGACUGCCUCAGCAAGAUCAAGCCUCACCAGGGCGUGCGGGAUGCUACCAAGGAUGUGCUGAACCUGGCGCUUGACACAAACUUCGCCAUCCCAGGCGAUCCGGCAUGGCCUCUAAACCAGGUGCGUUACUAA
This is a messenger RNA of Phaeoacremonium minimum UCRPA7, 414 nucleotides long. Its product is annotated as putative arp2 3 complex 21 kda subunit protein. Gene Ontology annotation, cellular component: cytoskeleton; Arp2/3 protein complex. Gene Ontology annotation, biological process: Arp2/3 complex-mediated actin nucleation; regulation of actin filament polymerization. Gene Ontology annotation, molecular function: actin filament binding. The coding region runs from base 1 to 414 and encodes 137 amino acids. The record is from RefSeq and is a predicted model, not a curated record. NCBI's taxonomy places the organism in Eukaryota, Fungi, Ascomycota, Sordariomycetes, Togniniales, Togniniaceae. The transcript has 2 exons.